Messenger RNA from Lagopus muta (rock ptarmigan), 5979 nucleotides. Its product is annotated as transcription factor SOX-17-like. The transcript has 2 exons. The record is from RefSeq and is a predicted model, not a curated record. Gene Ontology annotation, biological process: angiogenesis; anatomical structure morphogenesis; positive regulation of transcription by RNA polymerase II. Lineage: Eukaryota; Metazoa; Chordata; Aves; Galliformes; Phasianidae. Gene Ontology annotation, molecular function: DNA-binding transcription activator activity, RNA polymerase II-specific; RNA polymerase II cis-regulatory region sequence-specific DNA binding. Bases 54 to 1271 code for a protein of 405 amino acids.
GAGCGGCGCGCCCGUCUGUCUGUUUGCAGCCGUCGGGGCCCGGGCGCCCCGCGAUGAGCAGCCCCGAUGCGGGCUACGCCAGCAGCGAGGAGCAGGCGCAGGGCCGGGGCGCGCUGCCCGCCAUGAUGCCGGCCCUGGGCCCGUGCCCCUGGGCGGAGGCGCUGAGCCCGCCGGGCGAGGCCAAGGCGAAGGGCGAGACGGGCACGACGGGCGGGCGCGGCAAGGGCGAGGCGCGGAUCCGGCGCCCCAUGAACGCCUUCAUGGUGUGGGCGAAGGACGAGCGCAAGCGGCUGGCGCAGCAGAACCCGGACCUGCACAACGCCGAGCUCAGCAAGAUGCUGGGUAAAUCGUGGAAGGCGCUGUCGCUGGCGGAGAAGCGGCCGUUCGUGGAGGAGGCGGAGCGUCUGCGGGUGCAGCACAUGCAGGACCAUCCCAACUACAAGUACCGGCCGCGGCGGCGGAAGCAGGUGAAGCGCCUGAAGCGUGCGGAGAGCGGCUUCCCGCAGCACGGCGCGGCCGAGGCGGCGCCGCCGGCGUUGGGCUCCGACGGAGGCGGCAUCGGGACGUGCGCCGAGAGCCUGGCGCUGCCCUACGCGGAGCGCGGCUACGCGGCGGGGCCGGGGCGCUAUCGGGACUGCCCGCCGCUGGGCGCCGCCUUCGACGGCUUCGGGCUUCCCACGCCGGACCCGUCCCCGCUGGACGCGGCGCACGGCGAGGCGCCGUUCUUCGCGCCGGGGCCGCACGACGAGUGCGCGCCGGGGCCCUACGUCGGCUACGGCCCGGCGGCGGCUGCGGCGGGAGACUUCUCGGCGGUGGGAGCGGGCGAGAGCCCCGCGGGGGCGGCGCUGCGGCGGCACCACCAGCACCCGCACCAGCACCCGCACCCCGCUGCCGGCGAGCUGGGGCCGGGCGGCCCGCUGCAGGGGCUGCUGGGCUGCCCGGCGCCGCCGCACUACUACGGGCAGCUGUGCCCGGGCCGCGGCCCGCCCGCUCCCGUGCCCGUGGCGCUGGGCGCGCAGCCGUCCCCGCCGCCCGAAGCCGCGGCGUGCCGGGAGCCGCUGGAGCACUUGCCGCAGGAGGAGCUGCUGGGCGAGGUGGACCGCAGCGAGUUCGAGCAGUACCUGCGCUUCGCCUGCAAGGCCGAGCUGGGGCCGCCCUUCGCGGGCCACGACGUGGCCGGGCUGGCGUCGCCCGAGGCCGCGGGGCCGCUUUCCGCCGUGGUGUCGGACGCUAGCAGCGCCGUCUAUUACUGCGGCUACGCCGACGGCUGAGGGCUGCGGCGGCGCCGAAACUCCUCGCUCCUGUUUCUGUAAUUUAUUGGACUCUUCUCGGGACGUUUUCGACAAGCCCGUCGGGGUUGGAAGUGCCGUAAGCGAGUAGCCUUGUUCCCAGGUGAUCUCGCACUGGCAUGCCUGUGUGGCUGCACUUCAGUUGUCAUCCAUACCCGAAAUUAGCAUCUUCCCUGCUGCAUUGGUGCUGUUACUGUCUGCACGGUUUCCUCAGCUGAUUUUACCUGUACUCUAUUUAUAGUUUUUUUUUUUUUUUUUUUUUUUAUACUUAGGAUAAUAAAUGGCUGUACAGCUCUUUCUGUCAUUUUGUUUGGUCCUACGGUCCUGUAGGGAGACGCAGCGGCAACAAAAGCUGUCAUGUCUUGAGGUGGAGUGAGGGAAUUGCCGGUGCCGUGUCAUGCUUCAUUGCCAUAACAGUUUCACUGAAGACGUUCGUCUCUGAUGUAGCUGCGUUCCUGUUCCAGCGCUGUGUGGAUGGAGCUGUGCCGACGUGUCUCCUCAAAUCAGACAUUAUGUGACCAUGCUGAGUUGAGAUUUUAUGUUGAUUUGAUUUCUGUUUUCUAAUUGCUAGUUGGAAUUUAUGAUUGUCAUUAAAUGCACUGGGGAAAAUAUCCUGCCCUGAGCUGUCAUCUGUGACAGAAGGAUCCAGGUAAAUUUGAGAUGCUGCUUUUAAAGGAACUUGUCGAAUGUAGAUGCCUGCAGACUCAAAGGUGAUUUUGCUUUACAUAGCGUUUCCUGCCAACUGUUUGCAACAACUCAUAAAUGACAUCUAUGCUGCAUUUUCACGUGCUCUCACUUUCUGUCACCUACCCCUGAGUCAAUGAAGGUUCUGUCUGUUAGGCUUCAGAUUUCCUCUGGUAGGGUGUGGGAUGCCCACAUGCUCAUCUCAGUUGCUCUCACCCAACUGCUCACAUCCAUUACCCGUUGAGGCAGGUGCUGCUUCACUGUUUGUUAUGCCCCUGUGAGGUUUUUUGCCAUCGUUAAGAAUGGAGCUACACCCCUGUCUCACUAUAACUGUGCUUAUGCAGAAAGCAUCCAUGAUGCUUUUGGUGAUGCUUCCCAUGGGAAGACGUUGGCCAGGGCCAACUGGUAUUGACUAAUUAGAAUGUCAGAGACAUUAAUUCAUAAGUGAUGCUUGAAAAGUGCUAUCACUGACAUCUAUAAUAAAUAAUUUCAGCUAGAAAUACUUUAUUUUGCACUAGAUUUUUAGUUUGCUGAAUUGUCAUUGAAGAAAUCCAGCCAAGACUCUGAUUAUGUAAUCCAUGCUUAGCUUUGUAAAACUUAUGGUAACUUUGGUCUAUUAUAAUGGCCAUUUGCUGAACACCUGUCACACAUACAAAAGAUCAGCUGAAUUAUUUUCAAAUAAUCUUGUAACUGCAUACUUGAGCAAAGUGUGUUGUACUUUGGAGAAGUCAUUUUAUGUAGUUCGGAGGAAAUCCUGGUUCUGUCCACUCCAGUGGAGUUGGGUUUUCAGAACUUUGUGUGUCUGUGAAAUUGAAAAAGCUCAUCUGCAGUUGCUGUAAUUAUGUAGACCUUUAAUUGUAGCAAACACAAAAUGUAGUUCUCCGAAGUAUCAUUAAAUCGCCUUAACCUUGAGGUGACCAUUUUUCUGCCUCCUUUGACCUUCUGGUGCUGGUUCCUUUUUCAUUUGCUGUUUGCCUUUUUCUUAGACCUUUGUUCACCACCUGCAUUAAUUGAAGCAGAAACUGAGGAAUGCCUCAUCAAACACAGCAUGUAUCCCAUCCUGUUAAAAGAGCCUGUGUUUGGCCUGAGACAAGGUGAAGAUUAAGAAACAAACAUUGUCAGUGGGUUUUUGAGUUAAAAGUUGAGGACAGCUGGGGAUGUGCAGUAAUUGGCUUGAUUAUUGUUUACAUAAUGAAGCUGUUACUUCAGCAUCUUUGCUUUUGCUAUAGUUUCCUUCUACUAUGUUCUUUGCCUAGAUGAUAUUCCUGUUGUUGUGCAAAUUUGCUUUCUUCCUUUUGUGUAAUAUCUCUAACAUUCCUACUGAGUUUGUACAUCUUUUUUUUCUAUUCAUAGAAUCAUAGAAUUGCUCAGGUUGGAAAAGACCUUAAAGAUCGUAGAGUCCAACCACAACCUAACCAUACUACCCUAACAACCCUCUGCUAAAUCAUGUCCCUGAGCACCACACCCAGUUUUUAAACCCAUCCAGGGAUGGUGACUCAACCACCUCCCUGGGGAGCCUAUUCCAGUGCUUAACAACCCUUUCUGUAGAGAAGUUUUUCCUAAUAUCCAACCUAAACCUCCCCUGGUGCAAUGAGGCCAUUUCCCCUCAUCCUGUCACCCAUCACCAGUGCGAAGAGACCAACCUGGCUCUGGCUGCAAUCACUUUCAGGAAUUUGAAGAGAGCAAUAAAGUCUUCCCUCGGCCUCCUUUUUCCCAGGCUAAACAGCCCCAGUUCCUUUAGUCACUUCUCCAGAGUCCAAGAUUUUUUCCUUUGUCUGAAAUCUGUUCAUAUGCUGUCCCCUUUCUGUAAUUGCAUCUCUCCUCCUUAGUGUAAUCCUGAUUCUCUUCCUGCCCCAUCUGUGCCCUCCUUCUAAUGCAUGACAUCCCUUCAUCUCUUCUGUUCUUUUGCUGUGCUGGAUGGUAGUUUCAUUAUGAGCUUCUUCUCUUGCUUUCCUGCUUCACAUCUCAUGCCCCAGUGUUCCUCAUCACACGUUUUGGUUUUUAUAGAUUCCAUUCUGGAUUUUCACAGAGGACAAUGCCAAUCACAUCUUUGACACUGAGCUUUGACACUGAGCUGAUGCCUACCCUGGACUGAAUAUUAAAUUGUACAGCAAAAUGUUUUUAGGUUCAGUUUAAUUUCUUUGAAAGAACAAUUUUAUUUUCAAAAGUGUAUGGUGUUAUUGGACUCUCCUGUACUCUUCUAUAGCCAGCUGUUUGAGAUGGAAAAUCUGUGGUCCAAAUACGUUACUGAGGAUAAAGACAACUGACAUUGUGUUCUUGAACUGGAAGGUCUGAGGACAUCUGCGUCUGUAUCGUGUUCAGCAUCAGCUGAGCAUUGUACUUGUGCAUUGGACUAUUUCUGAGAGAUUUCUGAGGGCACUGAUUUAGGAACUGCAAUGUAAUUUAGCUUUUGUACUGCUUCAAGCAUAACAUGGGUAUUUUUCAAAAAAUCCUACAUAGGGAUAAUCCAGUAUGUCUUGUGUUCACAGGCUACACUGAGCAUGGUGAAGAGCUUCCCUUGUACAGCCUGGGUGCUCAGCUGCUGUGUGUGGCUGGGGCUUGCACCUGCAGAACCAACAGGAAUGCUGUGGGAGGCGCAGACCAGAGCAUGAGUCCUCCACUGUACUCCUUGUGGUCCUGCUGCACAAUGAGGGCAUGCACCUAUGUGUAUUGUACGUGCCAGUGUCUGGUGGUUCCAACUGUCCCAAGGAAGAAUCAGAGCACAUUUCUGGAAUUUUUAAAGAGAUUAUGAUUUCUUCUGUCAUGAUGAAAGAAGGGUCAUCCUCUUUUCAAGCCACUGUAUCUUCAGUCCAGUCCAGUAAAUGGGAAAUCUGGAUAUGGAUGCUCUUAAAUGCUUUAAUCGUAUAUAUAAAAUAACUUUAUUUGAUUUUUAUUACCUAUUUUAUUUUAUUUUUAUAGAGGCCACAUUAUUUUGUUUACAUAUUAAUGUAGCAAAAUUGAUAUUGUUCCUUUUGCAAACAUUCUUUAAACUAUUGAUUUACCUAUUGAAAAGCUUAGCCAUUCUUAAAUGAAUGUGGAUAUUUAGAUAAGGGAAAUGCAAGAAGUGUUUUAGCAACCAAAAUGCUAAUGGCUGUAUGCUGAAUGAUUACUAAUCAGAACUGAUAGAUACAUUUUAAAUCCAGGUACAGUAUGAGCUAGAUAAACCUAGGCUAGUAGUGGAAUAAAGCCAAUUUAACUUAGUCAGCAUAGUCCUAAAUGAUGAUUAAUUUAUUCUUCUUGUCAGGGAAAUUUAUGAAUAAGCCCUGGCUUACUCCAGUGAUUUAAAAAUAUAUUUAGUUAAAUGAGUGCAUGAUUGUGUAGAAACAGGGGAUUUCUCUGGGAUGUUUUACUGCUCAUGGAAGGCUUUCUGUCUGGAAAUCAAUUAGUACAUUGUAACAUUGAUUUUUUUUUUGAGGUUAAGUGCAGUUUUAAGGUGUCUGCCUUAGACAUAAUUAAAGCAUUAAUGCAUUUUACUCUACGUGUCAUUUCCAUUUGAAAGUGCCACAACUCUUAGAGUAUUGGCUAAGGCUGAAAAUAAAAACAAAAAAAGAAACUGAACCACAAAGGUUAUGCCGUAUCACCUGACAUAAAUGAAACAGAUCACUCAUGAGCAGUCAUGAUCAGUCACUGACAAACGCUGAAGUAGGUUUUGGAAACAACAUUCAUUAAAAUCAAAUUUCAUCAUGUAGCUGUUUAAAGUAGGAUUUCACCGUGUUCUUUGUAUUUAAUAAGUGAUGAUUCCGAGGAAAUAAAUUUCCAUCUUUUUCCUUAUCAGAGAGAAAGCUUGUUUCAUGGGGCAUUCUACAGAGUUAUCAGGGGAAUAUAGUUAUUGUUCGCAUAGAGGGUGGCAGCUCCAUUUACCCACAGAGAAUAUAUUUAGGUACCAGCAAUCUUGGGUUCCUUCCAAGGCAUUGUGGAGUUACACUGCAGUGUCUGAUUUACUUUAAAGCUUCUUGUUACAGUUUAGGAGCAGAAUUUAUCCUGCACACAUCCUGUUUAAAACAAA